UGUUCCUGCCAUUUAGUCUGUCGUUUACUGUUGUCGUUCCCCCAUAUACUGAAAACCCCACUCCAGUGCUGCAAAGGCCAUGUCCACCUCCAGAGGUAACCGGGAGGAGCCGCUGCCCUUGUGGAGUCGCCUACUGGACCACAAUGCUGAUGGGCGGCACCGCAAGAAAGGCAGUGGCCAGUCGGAUCAUUAUGAGGUGGAGAUCGCCAACCGACUGUGGUCGCUGUGGGGCACACCCCGAGCGGUGGAGCCCAGGGAGCCACGGAGCUCCCAACUGAGUGCCGGGUCAGCCACGGUGCCGGGCCCCAUGUUGGCCUGCUGCGUGGUAGCCUGUUGUGCCGGCAGCUUUUUGGAUCUGGACUCCUGGGACGCGAAGCUGUUGGACAGCAUCAUGGAAUGCGGGCAGGAGUACUACGAUGCCAGCCUUGGGCUCCGCCAGCGCAGGGACCCAAACGGCGAUGUGGCGCUGGAAAAUCUGCACACGUCCUGCUCCCUGCAGAGCCAGCAAUUUUGGGUGGACACUGAGAAACUGGUCUGCGGCAAGCUGUACAGCAGGAGCAAGAGCCUCGGCGGGGCACUAAGUUUAUUCUUUGGCCAGCAGUUCCAGACGGGUAUUCUGCAGGUGAAAGACCAGGCCCUGGCCUUCGGCUUUAUACCGGAAUACUCUGCGGGCGGGGCGUUCUUCAUGUUCCACUGCCAGGCCAGUGGCAAACCGCUCUUCAAGGACUCCGAGAGGGCUCCGUAUGUCCUGCGGAUGCGACAGAUGCAGCAGCUUCUGUACUGCAUCCUUAUAACACUGGACGAGCGCCAGCACAACGUGCCCUUCCGGAUCUAUAAGGUCGCCUGUGUACCCAAGACCUAGUUCUCGAUUCUUAAUGGGGGAUCACAAAAUUUUCCAAAUAGUUUUCGGUCUGUUCAACUACUAUGGAAGAAUUCUAAAAAAAAAAGAAAAAACCUCCCGCAUUUCUAUACGUAAUAUUUAAUUCAGGAUACUUCUGUUUUUAAAAUACAAGUCAUAUGCUCUAA
Molecule: messenger RNA, 1026 nt
Organism: Drosophila ananassae
Lineage: Eukaryota; Metazoa; Arthropoda; Insecta; Diptera; Drosophilidae
Exons: 1
Coding region: 80-862 (260 amino acids)
Source: RefSeq, a predicted model, not a curated record